Messenger RNA from Microthlaspi erraticum, 1962 nucleotides. Lineage: Eukaryota; Viridiplantae; Streptophyta; Magnoliopsida; Brassicales; Brassicaceae. The record is from the annotation of a GenBank genome assembly.
AUGGCUGCGUCUUCCUCCUUACGUGCUCGACUAGCUUUCGUCGUUUUACUCUCAGCGACUACCUUUUACUGUAUCCACAAAUAUCGCCGAUUGAAACGCAUCAAAAACCUCUCCUUAAACCCUAGCAACCUCACCUCGAAAGCCAGCAGAGGAAAGAUCUUCUUCAUCUCCCAAACCGGAACAGCGAAAGCCUUAGCGCAACGGCUUCACGAGCUCUUCGCAGCUAACGACAUCGCGUUUGAUCUCGUCGAUCCACGGAGCUACGAGCCAGAGGAUCUCCCCAAGGAGUCUCUGGUUAUCUUCAUCGCGUCGACAUGGGACGGCGGGAAACCGCCUCAGAACGGAGAGUUUCUCGUGAACUGGCUCUCCGAGAGCGCCGAGGAUUUCCGAGUCGGCUCGCUUCUUCUCUCCGAUUGCAAAUUCGCCGUGUUCGGCGUCGGGAGCCGUGCGUAUGGCGAAUCGUAUAACGCCGUGGCGAAGGAAUUGUCGAGUCGGAUGGUGGGAUUGGGUGGACUCGAGAUGAUUCCGGUGGGAGAAGGCGACGUCGAUGACGGAGAAUUAGACGGUGCAUUUGAGGAGUGGUCUGCUGGAGUGAUUAAAGCUCUGAAGGGAGACUCCGAGCUAGAAACAAAUUUGGUUUUGCAGAAUGGUGAUGUUGAGAAUGAUGACGAAUAUGUCGAUACAACAGAUGAUGAUGAAGAUGACGAUAAUGGGGAGGCGGAUAUUGUUGAUCUCGAAGAUAUUGCUGGAAAAGCUCCUUCAAGGAAAAACGGCGUAGUGAAAGUGGCUAAAGGUGAUGGAAAGAAGGAAAUGGUGACUCCUGUGAUCAGAGCAAGCUUAACGAAGCAGGGGUAUAAGAUCAUUGGUUCGCAUAGUGGAGUUAAGAUAUGUAGAUGGACUAAGUCACAACUUAGAGGCAGGGGAGGUUGCUACAAGCACUCAUUCUAUGGCAUUGAGAGUCACAGAUGUAUGGAGACGACACCUAGUUUGGCUUGUGCAAACAAAUGUGUCUUUUGUUGGAGGCAUCACACGAAUCCAGUGGGAAAGAGCUGGCAGUGGAAGAUGGACGAUCCUAAGGAGAUUGUGAAAGGUGCUCUAGAUCUUCAUACAAAGAUGAUUAAGCAAAUGAAAGGAGUUCCAGGUGUAACUCAAGAGAAGUUAGAAGAAGGACUAAACCCAAGACAUUGUGCACUAUCACUUGUUGGCGAGCCGAUUAUGUAUCCGGAGAUCAAUGCCCUUGUAGAUGAGCUGCAUGGGAAGCGUAUUUCUACAUUUUUGGUUACUAAUGCACAAUUCCCCGAAAAGAUUUUGAAUAUGAAGCCUAUCACCCAGUUGUACGUAAGUGUAGAUGCUGCCACAAAAGAGAGCUUGAAGGCUAUUGAUAGGCCUCUCUUUGCAGAUUUCUGGGAGCGGUUUAUUGACUCCUUGAAAGCUCUCCAGGAGAAGCAGCAGCGAACCGUCUACCGAUUAACACUUGUCAAAGGAUGGAACACAGAGGAGCUAGAUGCUUACUUCAAUCUCUUCAGCAUUGGCAAACCUGAUUUCAUCGAGAUCAAAGGCGUCACAUAUUGCGGAUCAUCUGCAACAUCGAAGCUGACAAUGGAGAACGUACCAUGGCACGCGGAUGUUAAAGCGUUCUCAGAAGCUCUGUCUCUGAAGAGCGAAGGAGAGUACGAGGUUGCUUGCGAGCACGCCCAUUCGUGCUGUGUUCUUCUAGGGAGGACCCAGAAGUUCAAAAAGAAUGGGAAGUGGUUCACUUGGAUCGACUAUGAAAAGUUCCACGAUCUGGUGGCAUCUGGAGAACCGUUCACGAGCACAGACUAUAUGGCUGAGACACCAUCAUGGGCUGUGUAUGGAGCAGAGGAAGGUGGUUUUGAUCCAGAGCAGUUGCGUUACAAGAAGGAAAGGCAUCAUCACCCUAAACCACAACCACAGCCACAGCCACAGGCGGUUUUAGCUUAA